Messenger RNA from Papaver somniferum (opium poppy), 1413 nucleotides. RefSeq names its product probable carboxylesterase 15. Gene Ontology annotation, molecular function: hydrolase activity. The record is from RefSeq and is a predicted model, not a curated record. Bases 84 to 1103 code for a protein of 339 amino acids. NCBI's taxonomy places the organism in Eukaryota, Viridiplantae, Streptophyta, Magnoliopsida, Ranunculales, Papaveraceae. The transcript has a single exon.
AGUUUGACACACAUACUUGUUAAGCUUAUCAUUACAGUUUCUGAACUAGUUGAGUUCUCAUAUUAAAUUCUGUAUCUUCAACCAUGGUUCAUGAAGAGAUGAAGAAGAAUCUGGUUGAUCAAGUAUCUUGUUGGCUCAAGAUCUUCGACGAUGGCUCAACAGAUCGUACCUGGAUGGGGCCUCCCGAGUUUGAAUUCGUCGCAAAGCCUGUUCCUGCUCAUGAAGAAUUCAUUGACGGUGUUGCUACCCGCGAUGUGGCCGUAGACGAAGUUUCUGGUCUGUCUGUUAGAAUCUACAUCCCGGAGGGCAUAUCCAUGGACGGGCCAAAACUACCUGUUUUACUUCACUUUCACGGUGGUGGCUUUUGUAUAAGCCAGGCUGAUUGGUACAUGUACUACCAGGUAUACACACAACUUGUCAGAUCGGCUCAAGCCAUAUGUGUAUCAGUAAGGUUGAGAUUAGCACCCGAACAUCGGCUUCCUGCUGCAUGUGACGAUGGGUACUCUGCGCUUUGCUGGCUUCGGUCUGUAGCUCAAGCCAAGUUUUCUGAGCCAUGGCUUGACGCUCAUGCGGAUUUUAACCGAGUCUUUCUCAUUGGAGAUAGUUCUGGUGGAAAUCUAGUGCACGAGGUAGCUGCAAGGGCGGGUUCUGAAAAGUUGGACCCGGUAAGAUUAGCUGGUGGUGUGCUUCUGCACCCGGGGUUUGCCAAAGCUGAAUGGACCAAGUCUGAAUUGAAGAAAGAAAACGAAUCUCCAUUUCUAUCUCUGGAGAUGGUUGAUAAGUUCCUUGCUCUGGCACUCCCAAUCGGUAGCACUAAGGACCAUCCCAUAACUUAUCCUAUGGGACCUAAUGCUCCGCCAUUGGAUGAGUUGAAGCUUCCUCCAUUUCUUGUUGCUUUAGCUGAACUAGACCUGAUUCUAGAUCCAGAGUUAGAAUACAUUGAGGCGUUAAAGAAAGCAGGUAAAGAUGUGGAAAUUUUUAAUAGUUGUGGUGUAGGUCAUUGCUUUCACCUCAACAAGGUUCCUGUGGAGAUGGAUCCACAAAAUGUUGCGCAGAGAGAACUGUUGAUUGCAGCAGUUACCGAUUUUAUCAAGCGACAUUAAGAAGUGUUGUGCGCUGUCUGUACUGUCCUGCAGCUUCCCCACCAUUUAUAACUUGUUUUCAUCUCCUUAAGCGUGUUGACUGUGCUUUGCUGUUGAAUAUAGUUUAUUUUCUCUCUAUUGAUUGUGUACUAAGUUGACAGAUCUUUGUUAUUAGUCUCCAUAUGGACUUGUUGAAAUAUCAAUUGCAAUUGCAGAAAAAGGGAUAGUCAGGUUGCGUAGGCCAGCAUUCCAAAUUUACAGUACAUUAUUCAACCAAUAAUGUACCAAUUGUACCAGAAACCAUUAGUGGUAGUUGAACCAUAUUUCUUCU